This is a messenger RNA of Xenopus laevis (African clawed frog), 5196 nucleotides long. It is a transcript of the gene jak1.S, whose product is annotated as Janus kinase 1 (a protein tyrosine kinase) S homeolog. The record is from RefSeq and is marked provisional. NCBI's taxonomy places the organism in Eukaryota, Metazoa, Chordata, Amphibia, Anura, Pipidae. Gene Ontology annotation, cellular component: cytosol; membrane; endomembrane system. Gene Ontology annotation, molecular function: cytokine receptor binding; growth hormone receptor binding; ATP binding. Gene Ontology annotation, biological process: cell surface receptor signaling pathway via JAK-STAT; cell differentiation; intracellular signal transduction.
GGUAGCUUUCGAUAUCUUUAGACAUUAAUAACAGACAGUAGUAGAUUUCUAUAUUUACCCUAAAUAUCUAUUAUAAACUUUGUUCUUCCUUUGAAGGAUCCUUGGAGUGUCAGUUGAGGGUCUAAAUGUAUUGGACAAUUUGAAGAAGAUGGCCUUUUGUGCAAAAAUGAGAAAUUCGAAGAAGUUAGAAGUAGAUAUAGCAGCCAAAGAUGGACUAGAAGUCCACUUUUACUUGCCCGACAAGACAGCGAUCUACUAUCCCCAGGGAGAAUUUACUGCUGAGAAUUUGUGCAUUGCAGCUGCUUUACACUGCAAUAUAUCUCCCCUUUGCCACAAUCUGUUUGCUCUAUAUAAUGAGAGAGACCAAAUCUGGUAUUCACCGAACCAUAUCUUCAAAAUAGACUCUAAUGUUUCACUGAACCUUAAUUAUCGCAUGAGGUUCAUUUUUACAAACUGGCAUGGGACAAAUGAAAAUGAGGCAUCUGUUUGGAGACAUUAUCCUAAAAAAAGAGAUGGUUAUGAUAAAAAGCAAAACCAGGAAGGCACCCCUCUUCUUGAUGCCAGCUCGCUGGAUUACCUAUUUGCACAGGGUCAGUAUGAAUUGGUGAAAUGCCUAGCUCCAGUCAGGGAGCCAAAAAAUGAUCAAGAGGUUCAUGAAAUAGAGAAUGAGUGUCUGGGAAUGGCAGUUUUGGCAAUUUCUCAUUAUGCCAUGAAAAGGAAUAUACAGCUUCAUGAUCUUCCCAAGGACAUCGGAUACAAGAAAUAUAUUCCAGAAAUGCUGAACAGAACCAUCAAACAAAGGAAUUUCCUAACCCGAAUGCGGAUAAACAAUGUUUUUAAGAAUUUUCUCAAGGAAUUUAACAGUAAAACCCUUUGUGACAGUAGCGUUUCUCCGCAUGAACUAAAGGUGAAAUACUUAUCAACCAUGGAGACAUUAACCACGAAUUAUGGUGCAGAAAUCUUUGAGACAAAUCACCUGAUUAUCAAAUCUGAGAAUGAACAGAAUGGUUUCAAUAACGGUGAUUAUGACAGUAUGCAUCAUUAUGAAGUCUCUGUCACUGGAAACUCAGGAAUAAAUUGGAGACGGAAGCCAACAUGUACCGCAUCAGAAAAAGACAGGAAAAUAAAGUGGAAAAAAACAGAAAGCAAAAGUAAGAACUCAGACAAAAAGGGGAAAUCAAAAGAUGAGUGGCACUGCUUCUCGUAUUUUCCUGAAAUCACACACAUUGUCAUAAAGGAGGAUACAGUCAUAAUUAAUAAUCAGGACAACAAGAGCAUGGAGCUGAAGCUUUCCACGCCAGAAGAGGCACUCUCCUUCGCUGCACUCAUUGAUGGAUACUUCCGUCUCACAGCAGAUGCACAUCAUUACCUCUGCAGUGAUGUUGCUCCACCUUUGAUAGUAAAUAACAUUAAAAAUGGAUGCCAUGGACCAAUAUGCACAGAAUAUGCAAUAAACAAAUUACGGCAAGAAGGAAGUGAUGAGGGAAUGUAUGUCUUGAGAUGGAGCUGUACAGAUUUUAACAAUAUACUUAUGACGGUGGCAUGCAGUAAAAUGUCACAGUAUGAUUCCAAAUGCUUGAAACAGUACAAAAACUUUCAGAUUGAAGUUAAAAAAGGGAGAUACUCUUUACUUGGUCCUGAUCUAGAAUUUGACUCACUGAAAGAUCUGAUGAAGCAUUUGAAAGGGCAAGUGCUCAAGACAGAUGAUGUCAGCUUUACAUUAAAAAAAUGCUCUCCACCAAAACCAAGAGAAAUCUCGAACUUGUUGGUCGCAACAAAAAAAGCAUUAGAGUGGCAACCAGUCUACCACCUGAGUCAGCUGAGUUUCCAUAGAAUACUGAAAGAAGAAAUCACACAACUGGAACAUUUGGGUAGAGGAACUAGGACCCAAAUCUAUGCUGGAAAACUUAACUACAAAGAUGACAAUGAUAGUGAGAGCUAUUCUACAGAAAAGGAGAUAAAAGUCAUACUAAAAGUGCUGCAUCCAAGUCAUAGAGACAUCUCUUUGGCAUUUUUUGAGACUGCAAGUAUGAUGAGGCAGGUUUCACACAAGCACAUUGUAUUGCUUCACGGUGUAUGUGUCAGAGAUGUCGAAAAUAUAAUGGUUGAGGAAUUUGUGGACUUUGGCCCCCUUGAUCUGUUCAUGCAUCGUAAAAGUGAUGUUCUGACAACACCAUGGAAAUUUAAAGUUGCCAAGCAACUCGCUAGUGCCCUAAGCUACUUGGAAGAUAAAGAUUUAGUGCAUGGAAACGUCUGCACUAAAAAUAUUUUACUGGCCAGAGAAGGAAUUGACAAUGAUUGUGGUCCGUUCAUAAAGCUCAGUGAUCCUGGAAUCCCGAUUACUGUGUUAACAAGACAAGAGCGGGUAGAGCGGAUUCCAUGGAUUGCUCCUGAAUGUGUUGAGGAUUCCAGAGUAUUAAGUGUUGCUGCUGACAAGUGGAGCUUUGGAACCACAUUAUGGGAAAUCUGUUUUAAUGGAGAAGUGCCUCUCAAAGACCGGACCCUAGCCGAGAAAGAAAGAUUUUAUGGAGGGUGCUUCAUGUUAGUGGCACCUUCAUGCAAAGAGUUAGCAGAUUUAAUAAAUCACUGCAUGAAUUAUGACCCCAACAGAAGACCAUUUUUUAGAGCAAUCAUGAGAGAAAUUAACAAGCUGGAAGAGCAAAAUCCAGACAUUGUCUCUGAAAAAUCACCAUCUGCAGAAGUGGACCCAACUUUAUUUGAGAAGAGAUUCUUGAAGAGAGUAAGAGAUCUAGGAGAGGGCCAUUUUGGAAAAGUUGAACUAUGUAGGUAUGACCCAGAAGGCGACAACACUGGGGAACUGGUUGCUGUGAAAUCGCUAAAGCCCGGCACAGGGGGCAGUCACAUUGCUGAUCUGAAAAAGGAAAUUGAAAUCCUGAGGAAUCUGUAUCAUGAGAACAUUGUGAAAUACAAAGGAAUUUGUGAAGAUGGAGACAGUGGAAUUAAACUUAUAAUGGAAUAUCUCCCAUCAGGGAGUCUAAAGGAAUACCUUCCAAGAAAUGUGAACAAAAUCAAUCUGAAACAGCAGCUGAAAUAUGCAACACAAAUAUGCAAGGGAAUGGACUAUUUGGGUUCACGUCAGUAUGUCCAUCGGGAUUUGGCAGCAAGGAAUGUUCUUGUUGAAAAUGAACAAAUAAUCAAAAUUGGAGAUUUUGGUUUAACCAAGGCUAUUCAAACCGAUAAGGAAUAUUAUACUGUCAAAGAUGACCUGGACAGUCCUGUAUUCUGGUACGCUCCAGAAUGUUUGCUGCACUGCAAGUUUUACAUUGCCUCUGAUGUCUGGUCAUUUGGAGUAACCUUGUACGAACUGCUGACAUACUGCAAUUCAGAAUACAGCCCAAUGACGAUGUUUUUGAAAAUGAUUGGCCCAACACAAGGACAGAUGACUGUUACAAGACUUGUACGUGUGUUGGAAGAAGGAAAGCGCUUGCCAAUCCCAGCAAACUGCCCAAAGCAGGUGUACCAGCUCAUGACCAAAUGCUGGGAGCAAAAUCCAAGUGACCGCACCACUUUUCAGGACCUAAUUAAAGGCUUUGAAGCGAUUAUAAUUACUUUGUAGUCAUAUUCUACACACUGGUGAAAGGACGAUCCUCACUCAGACUUUAGAACUGUCUUGAUGCUGCUCCUGUGGAUGCAGAUUUUUGUUUUUCACUCUUCUGUUUGUGAUAUAUGUCUUCUACCUUUCUACAACUAGAUAGGAAAUAAGAAAAGCUUCCCUUGUGAAUUAUACCUCUGGGGCUUGACCAAGCAAAGCUGGGAGCAGGUUAAAUGGGAUGUUCACUUUAAAGUUAACUGUUAGUAUUCAUUUUUUUUACUUGUGGUUUUUGAGUUAUUUAGCUUUUAAUUUAGCAGCUCUCCAGUUUGUAAUUUUAGCCAUCUGGUUGCUAGAGCCCAAAUUACCAUAGCAACCAUGCAUUGAUUUGAAUAAGAGACUGGAAUAUGAAUAGGAGAGGGACUAAAUAAAAAGAGGAGUAAUAAAAAGUAACAAUAACAAUACAUUUAUAGCCUUAAAGAGUAUUUGUUUUUAGAUUUGAUUUGAAAGCUGGAAAGAGUCAGAAGAAUAAAGCAAUUCAUUCAAAAACUAUAAACAAUGAAGAUCAAUAGAAAAGUUGCUUAGAAGGGGCCUUUCUAUAACAUACUAAAAGUUAACUUGAAGGUGAACCACCCCUUUAAGGAAGAUACGGACACCUGGAGAAAUGAAAUCAGUGUAACAGAACUGUAACUCUCCCCAGACUUGGGCAGCAUGCCAGAUGCAUACAGAGAGGCUUUAUAUGUGAAAUUCUCUCCUAAAACAUGCUGUAUUCAUACCUUCAGUUUUAACAUACCAAAUAAAUAGAAAUAUGUAUAUAUAUAUAUAUAUAAAUACACACACAGCUCAUGAGAACUAUUCUUGCUCAUUGCAGAAACACUUGCAGGAUAUAGAUUUUGCAGGCAAAUUAACCAUUUGAUUUCCUUAAGGAAGUGCUUUUGCUUAUUGUGCUGGAUACUUUGUUGACCUUACAUAGAAUCAGUUUUCCUGCAGUUAAUUCCGAUGUCAUUAUUUCACUCAUAUCAGCAAUUUGGAUUCAUGGAACUAAUUGGUAACAGGGAUGAUGGAUUGUAAACAAUGGUGAGUGUUAGACUGGGAACUACACGCAGAACAAACCACUUGUUUUUGCUGAUAGUUCAACCUAUGCACCUUUAUACCCAGAUAAUGCAGAGUUGCACUUAAAAUCACAUGAUACCUUUGGAUCACCCGCUGCCAACUGUCAGUCCUUAUCCCGAGUUUGAGAUAUGAAGCCAUUCCCUUAGCAUUUUGGCAAGCUCUUUCUAAAAUAUAACUCAAACAUCUUGGGUAGCAAAUAUCUAACAUUUUCACAAUAAAACAGAAAUGCAUUUUAACACAAAUUGUAGUUCUGUUAAUGAAAUGUGAUUUUGGCUCUUAAUAGCACUGACAAAUUCCUGUUUUGAUUUUUUUUUUUCUUAUGUUGUUUGUUGGAGCCAAACAAAAUGCAAUAAUAACAAUCAGUCUGACGCCCCUUCCGCUCAGCUGCAGCAGGGAUCAAUGUUAUAAAACUGCUUCAAUAUCAGACAUAGAUUUUGUUUUCAUGGGGCUCCUGUUCCAUAUAAAUAGUUUCCCCUCAUGUAGAGGUAUGUACUGUGCCAUGGCUCAUAUUUUAAUAAAGAGUUUGAAUUAUA